UGAGAGCGCCGCGCGCGCGUCCUCCCGAGCCCGGGCUGUGGGUGCGGGGGCUUGGGGAGGAGGCGCGGGGUGGCAACUUGCAAAGCCGAGCAGCGGCGCGGACGGCGGGACUCGGGGCAUGGCCCAGCUGUCCGUGAUCCCGGGGUCGGCCACUGCGUGGACUGGGCUCCUGACCGAGGGCGGCCGCAAGGAGACGGACCUGCGGGAGGCGGCGUCGCUGCGGCAGCAGCGCCGGAUGAAGCAGGCCGUGCAGUUCAUCCACAAGGACUCGGCCGACCUCCUGCCCCUGGACGGCCUCAAGAAGCUGGGCUCGUCCAAGGACACGCAACCGCAUAACAUCCUGCAGAGGCGCCUCAUGGAAACCAACCUUUCUAAGCUCCGAAGCAGUCGUGUCCCGUGGGCCUCCAAGACCAACAAACUCAAUCAGGCUAAGUCUGAGGGACUGAAGAAGUCUGAGGAUGAUGAGAUGAUUUUGGUUUCUUGCCAGUGUGCUGGAAAGGAUGUGAAAGCCCUGAUUGACACAGGCUGUCAAUAUAAUCUCAUCUCUUCAGCCUGUGUGUAUAGACUGGGACUCAAGGAGCAUGUCAAAUCUCACAAGCAUGAAGGAGAGAAGCUUUCUCUUCCCCGGCAUCUGAAAGUAGUGGGGCAGAUUGAGCACCUAGUGAUCACACUGGGCUCCCUUUGCCUGGACUGCCCAGCAGCGGUGGUUGAGGACAAUGAGAAGAACUUAUCCCUUGGUCUCCAGACUCUCCGAUCUUUGAAGUGCAUCAUAAACUUGGAUAAGCACCAGCUGAUCAUGGGGAAAACAGACAAAGAAGAAAUCCCUUUUGUGGAGACAGUUUCUUUGAAUGAAGACAACACUUCAGAAGCAUAACUACAGCCUGCAGCAUAUGCACACACACCAGGUUGACAGAUUGAGGAAACUGGGUUUGAACCAAAUGCAGUAGCAACUUGCUGUGGACCAAGUCCUUUUCUCUAAUAGAAGCUCCAGGGCUCCUUCCCACCCAAACCUCUCUAGACUUUAGUCUGUGCUUAGAGAUCCUGUCUGAUUAUAGCCAUUGUUUUUUACUCCUUUGAUCACUUAAUUUCUAGACCUUUUUGACACUGCCAGGUCUCACUUGUGGCCUAUUUUUAUGCUUCUUCCAGGAAUUUGCUUUUAUUUGUCAAAUAUAGGAGCUGCCAGGUUCCAUUUCUCCAUAAGUACACUUGCUUCUUUUCCUAUAGCUAAAAUGUAUAAUAAACAGGAACCUGACCUUUAUCUCCUUUCAGCUGUUUCAGAGAGGUGCAGGAUGCCUGUGUCUCAGAAUCAAUAUUUCUUCUCAUUCAUUCAUUGAUUUCUCAAGUAUGGAUAGAGCUGAAAUCUAAAAGAGCCCAGAAACAUCAUAUAAAGUUCCAGAGAGGCAAGUGAAUUGCCUAAGCUCAUAUAUGGAGUCAGUGGCAGAAGGGACCUAGAACUGAGACCUGAUAAGCCAAGGCUAUGUUCAUUCUCCCUUACUACUUCAUUUGUAUUCCAGCCUUGAGAGGAAGAUGAAGAAAUGAGGGCUUGUUAAAAGGUAGGGUAGGAGAAGAGUAUGCUUUGGAGAUGGAUGCAAGAAGAAUCUGGGUAGAUCUCCUUCCUGUGUGCUAAGCCCACUAAAAGUCCCCCCACCCAAAUUGACACUUUUAGGACCUUAUCUUAGUGCCUAAAAGCUGAGGGUACAAAGAUCAAUGAGAUAGUCUUUCAUGUGGAAUUUUUUGGAGGGGAGGAGGAGAAGGAACCACAGACAGAGAACAUUAAUUACUCUCUCGGAUGGAAUUGAAGCCUUCAGUAAAUAAUCUGGGCAUCAUUGUUAGACAUUAAUAUUCCCAAGAUCCAGUCACUAUCUCUGUAUAGACUCUGGAUCUUUGUCUGCCAUGGACUCAAGUAGCUGAGAACAGGAGUAGGUAAAGAAGACCCAGAGCAGGUCUAGACUAGAAGGGAGUACUAGGUAGAAUCGGUUGGUGGGAAGGCCUACAUAGGGAAAUCUUUCUGGGAUGGUCAGGAUGAAACUUCAGGCCGGGUAUUGAGGAUUGGGAACUCUUCAGCUCUGUCCUGGUAUUAGGAAAGAGGCA
Molecule: messenger RNA, 2091 nt
Organism: Eptesicus fuscus (big brown bat)
Lineage: Eukaryota; Metazoa; Chordata; Mammalia; Chiroptera; Vespertilionidae
Gene: NRIP3
Product: nuclear receptor interacting protein 3
Exons: 8
Coding region: 119-874 (251 amino acids)
Biological process (GO): proteolysis
Molecular function (GO): aspartic-type endopeptidase activity
Source: RefSeq, a predicted model, not a curated record